CUAACCACUCGUUAUCUACAAGCAGUCGCAUCGUAGUCAUCAUGGCGUGCGGUCGUGUGUUGACCAACAUAUUAAUUUUAGUAAUAUCAUGCUCAUUAGUGCACGCGACUGUGUUUACCAGAUGUCAUUUGACCCGCGAGCUGCUGAAGUUAAACUUUUCAAGGACUUUUAUUAGUAACUGGGUCUGUUUAAUAGAACAAGAAAGUGAUAGAAAUACUUCUGCUCUAGUAGUAAAGUCUUCCAGAAGAAAAUACUAUGGCCUCUUCCAAAUUGGUAGUGAAUGGUGCAAAGAGGGGCGAAGAGGUGGUAAAUGUGAUAUCACAUGUGAAUCUUUGCUGGAUAAUGACAUAAAAGACGACGCUAGCUGCGCUCAGAAGGUAUUCGAAAUGGAGGGAUUCAAGUAUUGGCCUAAAUGGGAGGCCCGAUGCAAAGGACAGACGUUACCGGACGUAGAAAAAUGUCCAGAUUGGCAGUACCCAUCACCGCGUGCCUCUCCCGCAAGAGACAAGAGAAUGUUGAUGCGAAAGAACAGAUCACUAAGGAGGAUCCUAGCCAAAUUUAACAAACCCACAUUUGUAGAAUAAUAUACAAAAUAAAACAGA
Messenger RNA from Diatraea saccharalis (sugarcane borer), 602 nucleotides. NCBI's taxonomy places the organism in Eukaryota, Metazoa, Arthropoda, Insecta, Lepidoptera, Crambidae. The record is from the annotation of a GenBank genome assembly.